AUGCCUUUGAAAAGAACGCCAUUCUCAUUCAUUUCUGAUAGAAGUACGAACAUAAAAAAUGGAAAUAACAACGGCGAUGUGACGGCUGUGAACAGACAAAACUCAUACGAGCAUAUAAAGGAAUUUAACAUAAGCGAGUUGGGGAACUUUAAAAUAAUUAAGGUGUUACUGAGGGGCCUCUCCAGCACCGUGUGUUUGUGUGAAUGGAUAAUUGACUGCAGAAAGACGUUCGUUUUGAAAAAUUAUGUUAAGUAUAUAAAUAAUGAUAUUCUAAGUUGGAACAUAAAAAUUGAUGAAUCAAAUGAGACCGACACGGGGAAUAGCAGUUUGGAAACGGAAGCAACGAUAAGCAUUUGCCCGUGUUGCGAAAGGGGAGUUACUACGGAGGAGGAACUGCAUUGCCAGGCAUAUAUGGAAAAAGAAGAACCAAAUGGGAAGGAACAGUUAAGACAGUGCGGCAAUCAUGCUAUAGACGAGGGGGAAGAAGGGAACGAAGUGGAAAAAGCGGAAGAAAAAGCGGAGGGAGGAUUCCCCCUCCAGUUUAUCAGCCGACAAAGACAAAAUGACAACGCGGAUGGUCAUACGAAGGGGGAAAGUAAGCAGAAGCACCACUGGCACGACAUUAGACAUGAAACGAAUGAACAGAAAACGCUGCAUUUAGUUUUAAAAGUAAAGCACAAAGAAUUGUAUUACAAACUCAGAGACAUAGAAGAACUAAGAGAGGAAAUAGGAAUACACAAAAAAUUGAAACAUUGUAAUAUUUUACAAAUGAUAUUAAGUGCAGAAGAUGAAAACGACAUCUGGGUACUUCUAGAAUAUUCGUCCAUUGGAGAUUUAUACUCCUAUGUUGGUUUUAAGAUUCUAGACGAAGCGGAGGUGAAAAUAAUUGUCAGCCAAAUUUUGUCUGCUCUUUAUUAUCUUCACAUUAAGGGAAUCAUACAUUGCGAUAUAAAGCCACAGAACUUGCUUCUCUUCCACUUGGAAGAGUCUUUCCUUUUUGAGUCGGAUAUUCUGUCCGACCUGGAAUUGUCACGCAAUGUUAAGGGGAAAAAAUUGAAUAUUAAGAAAUUGCUCAGCUCGAUUAAUGAAAAUAUCACCAAGCAUCCGAAUGAAAACACUUUUAAUAGCAUCGUGAAAAUUGGCGACUUCGGAUUGUCAGUCAGGUGUCCCUUUGACGAGUUCUACCCAUAUCGCGGGAUUCGGGGCAGCUAUGGGUUCAUCGCCCCCGAGUUGUUCCAAGAGUCCAACUUUAACAACAAAGUUGACAUGUGGGCACUGGGCAUAAUGAUCUACAUCCUUUUAGGAGGCUAUAGGCCUUUUUACCCCUGUUCUAGAUUUGAGGAAAAGGUAACGUUCCACGAACGAUACUGGUUUAAUAUAUCCUCGGAGGCAAAGAACUUUAUUCAGUCGCUCCUGCAGAUUAACCCGUCGAAACGGCUGAACGUGAUUGAGGCGAUCGACCACCCCUGGUAA
This is a messenger RNA of Plasmodium inui San Antonio 1, 1473 nucleotides long. Its product is annotated as CAMK protein kinase. Lineage: Eukaryota; Apicomplexa; Aconoidasida; Haemosporida; Plasmodiidae. Gene Ontology annotation, molecular function: protein kinase activity; ATP binding. Gene Ontology annotation, biological process: protein phosphorylation. Bases 1 to 1473 code for a protein of 490 amino acids. The transcript is spliced from 3 exons. The record is from RefSeq and is a predicted model, not a curated record.